Molecule: messenger RNA, 2114 nt
Organism: Xiphias gladius (swordfish)
Lineage: Eukaryota; Metazoa; Chordata; Actinopteri; Istiophoriformes; Xiphiidae
Gene: pdcd2
Product: programmed cell death 2
Exons: 8
Coding region: 153-1307 (384 amino acids)
Cellular component (GO): cytoplasm; nucleus
Source: RefSeq, a predicted model, not a curated record
UUGUUUCCUCACGGAGGCUUUUCAGAACUGUACCAGGGUUGCAUGUGUAAUGCUGUGAUGUGUGAGGCAGGAGACUCUUCUCCUCUACCAUACAGUCAUUAAUACAUUAAUACAGUCGGCUCACUGGGCAGACGGAUAACCUGCGCUUUAAUAUGUCCGGCGACAUGAACGGGUCCGCGGCAGAGGUGGUUCUGGGUUUCCUGGAGGAGGCGGAGCCGUGGCGGCUUCGGUCCCCACAGUUCCCCAGUAAAGUCGGGGGGAAGCCGGCGUGGCUCAGCCUGAAAGGCCUGCCCCCACUGCCCGGGCUGGAGUGUGAGAAAUGCCGCCUGCCCAUGGCUUUUCUGCUCCAGGUGUACGCACCAGUUUCUGGUCAGGGCAGGAGUUUCCACAGAACGCUCUUUCUGUUCUGCUGCAGGACUCCUGAGUGCUACGCACACAACGACAGCCGCUGUAUGAAAGUUUUCAGAAGUCAGCUACCCAGGAGGAAUGAGUUCUACCCUUACGACCCUCCGCCAGAGGAUGAACCCCUCAGCGAUUCUGAACACGACCAGAGGGUGUUGCCCGUCUCUGGAGUUAAACUGUGCUGGGUGUGCGGCUGCCCCGGCAACAAAGCCUGCUCCCGUUGUCGCACUGUGAGCUACUGUGGAAAACACCACCAGACCCUCCACUGGAAACACACACACAAGAAGGAGUGUUGCAGCCAAGAGGCGUCCAUCGUCACAACCUCUCCCUUCCUCUUCCCUGAGUCUGAGCUGGUCAUUGAGCCUGAUGAGGAGGAGGAGAAGGAAGAGGGGAAAGAGGAAGACACAAAGGAGGCUGAUGGAGAGGAGGAAGGGGGUGGUGCUCAAAGGGGUGUAGACUGUCCCUCCUUAGCAGACACACUUGCAGAGACAGACCUGGAGGAGAUGGCCAUGUGUGAGACUGAAGACACCAAAGUGUUCCAAAGGUUUAAAAAGAAGAUUGCGCCAGAACCACACCAGGUGGUGCGUUACAGUCGAGGCGGCUCUCCCUUGUGGGUCUCUUCUCAGCACAUCCCUUCAGAUCAGGAUAUCCCACCAUGCCCCUGUGGCGCCAAGAGGAUGUUCGAGUUUCAGGUGAUGCCCCAGCUGUUAAACAGUCUGUGUGUGGACUCGACAGGAGCCAGUAUUGACUGGGGGACACUGGCUGUCUACACGUGUUCUGCCAGCUGUAACCAUGAUGACCAGUACUGCCGUGAAUUCAUCUGGAAGCAGGACUUCAGCUCAGAUCAGCACACACAGAUCAAACACUCACGAUGUCGGCCUGCUGCUGGACAGAGCUCAGACUGAGCAGUGGGGAAACUGGUUUAACUGAUUAUACACAGAUCCGAUGUUAAAAUCUGUGUGAAAUUCAGCGGACUGAGGGAUCAAACUCCUCCCUCUGAGACUGUAUCAAGGAGAAUGAAGAUGUUGCUGGGUGGCAGAUAUUCACUGUCAGGAUUUGAACCAGAUUUCUUUUUAUGAUGAACAGUUGUACAUGUAUUACUCCGUUUCCUGACAUUGCGUUAUCUAUCACUAUAGUUCAGAUAGUUGAACAGGAUUUCUGGAUCCCGCCCAGUGGUUCUAGUUUCCUGCAACUUCUUAACAUUUUCUAUUGUACUUCAAAAUUCUGGCUUCUAAAAGCAUCUUUGGCAUUUCUGACCUACGUGGUUAGUAGAUUAUGUUCAUUUUCAGUGCUACUUACUGUUUAUACAGGUCGGUCUACUGGAGCUGAUAUUGAGCAGAACAAAAUAUGAGCUUGUGCCUUAUCAGAUAUUAAAGAUUUCAACAAAGUUGUCUAAAUGUGCGUUCAUCUGAUUUUCUGCAUUUUUCAAUGCUUCAAAGAAAUAAUGAACAUAAAGCACAGUUCAAGUCUGAUUUUUAGAGAUUUUCAUUUUUUUGACUGUCAAUUAUAUCUCUCACUGUGAUUAAUGUAAUGUCAACUAACUGGUAUAAAUUCAAUUCAUUGUUACAUAAAUCACAAAUCAGCCAUGUGGGCCAUCUGGUGGCCGACUGGUUAAGAUGCAUAUAAUAACAGCAUGCACGGUUUCAUUCCCAGCUAGGGGGCCUUGUCAUACACCCCUCUCUGCUCUUGUUUCAUGUCUCUCUCUAGACUCA